Messenger RNA from Eriocheir sinensis (Chinese mitten crab), 4612 nucleotides. RefSeq lists its product as uncharacterized. The record is from RefSeq and is a predicted model, not a curated record. NCBI's taxonomy places the organism in Eukaryota, Metazoa, Arthropoda, Malacostraca, Decapoda, Varunidae. The transcript is spliced from 4 exons. The coding region runs from base 582 to 2234 and encodes 550 amino acids. Gene Ontology annotation, biological process: SCF-dependent proteasomal ubiquitin-dependent protein catabolic process. Gene Ontology annotation, cellular component: SCF ubiquitin ligase complex.
AGGCUGCGUGCUAUGAAGUGGCUCGGGACCUCUACCUACUUUCCUACGCGGCGGGAUAAACGCACAAAAUAAACGUUGGCAACUCACAGGUCUAUCAUGUUUACGUAUAGCACUUAUGUCCAACCAUUCAACAAGCUUAUGCCAUACUUAUUGGGUAAGAAAUCAAAGACACUUUCUUACGAGCGAUCACUAAGGAGUCUUUACUACACCAAGAAGCCUAAAGGGUUACUCUGGACGGCUCGGGGGCGACUCACUGGUCACCGUCACCAUGUAGCUGCUAUCAGUAUCAGUGGGCCAAGGGCAAAGAGACUAUAUACGUUUUAUAGUCUCCUUGGCCAAGGGUGUGGCAGGCGAGGCAGUGGCUGACAGUGACUCAGAAAAGGAGACAGUAUUCCCAAAGGAUCAGUCUACUAGGGCUCCACCACAGAAAUCACCCUUGACACACUCCACUGACGGGGAAAAAAUGAUACAUUAAACACAUUCGACGUACGUAUCUGACGCUCGAUGGUAUUAAAAAAUAUUAUGUACGUUAUACAUAUCUGACGCUGUACAGUUUCAGGGAUUUUGAAAAUUAAGCAAAUAUGCCACCUAUCAAGCCAUUUCCAAGUUUACAGUCAACUGUAUUAGGAAUGUUGGCCAGUCAUCUUAAGAGACUAUGUUUUAGUGAGUCAUGCCCAUUAGAGGAUAUGAAGCUUAUUGCUGACCACAUGAACACUUACUUAUCCCAGAAAGCUCAAGUAAAUAUAUGUCAACUGAUCUUAAAGGAUAUAGUUAAGACGCAGAGCUAUGGGUCUGUUUGUGACCACCUUAAUGAGAGGUGCCUGCUGCUAUGCACAGAGCUGCAGUCCCCGUUUCUAUGGAUCUCCAGUUGCCUGUGUGUGGCACCAGUUAUUAGGAUGCUGAACGGCAAAAGUGUGAAGACACUGAAGAUAAAGAGGUGUAACUGUGGGGAUGUUUUAAAUCAGGAAGAGAUCACGUUUGAUUUUCAAAAAUAUUAUAAACUUGCAGGCCUAUACUGCUUUCUAAAAACAUGUGAAAACUUGACAACAUUUCACUGUUCUCAUAUGUGUUGUGAUGACUUACUGGAAGUUGUAGCCAAGUCCUGCCCUCACUUAGAAGACUUAGGUAUUUACUCAUGUCCAGAUGUUACUGAUGCAGGUAUUUUUUACCUUGCAGGCAACUCACCAGAUGAUGAUUAUGAAAUAUUUAAAAAGAUCAUACAAGAAGAAAAAAUACCUUCAAAGUCUGUCUGUACUAAGCUAAAGAAAGUCAGUUUACAUUAUACCAAGGUCUCUGCUCAGGGUGCUUUGAUUCUUUUGUAUAUUUCUCCUUCUAUUGAAGAACUUGGAAUCAUUAGUAACUUUGAUGUCAGUACUGAAUCUGUAUUUGAAAUGUUAUAUGGAACUGAUGUGGAAAGACACUCAGAAAUCACAAGAAGGUACUCUCUAAAGGUGUUCACUUGCAUGAACACUAGUGUACCCAUUAAAAAGGAGACACUAUCAUCAAUUACCAAAACCUGCCCCCUUCUGGAAAAUAUUUCCUUGGUGUGCACUGGAGAAAAGAAAGAGGACACUUACUUGCUUGCCCAUCUUUUGAGCCUAAAGCUUGUAACUCUAAAAGUAGUUAAUUGUAACAUACGUGCUUUGCUGCGGUACCUAAGGCGGAAAGGUGCUGAUUUGCUGAACCUGACAGUUUUUCAAUUUUCAGGAAGUCCACUUCAUCUGGAAUUCACUAGGAGUGACCUUCAAAAUAUUAUCUAUAUGUGCCCUAAGCUGGAGAAACUUAAUUUAAAACUCUUCCAUACUUCCAUAAAGCCUGAUGUGUCUUACUCUUGUUCUGAGCCUGAUUUGUUAUACUUCAAGACACUAAAACAUUUAAGUCUUGAAGAGGUAGAAAUCACACCUGAAGACCUAGCAGUAUUAGUUAGCAAGUGCAAAAACUUAAAUGAACUGCGGAUUAUCGGUCCAAAUGAUGUCAUGAUGGAUGACAAUGGCCUGUGUAAUCUGUUAGACUCUAGUAACCUGCAAAACUUACAAACUCUCUAUCUUAAUAAGGCAAUGAUAACAAUGGUGGGCCUUCAGAGAUUAUUAGAUAAGUGUCCUCAUCUGCAUACUGUGGGACCACUUUCUUCAUGGGCCUUUGAUUGGGGUGAAUAUCAGGUUUUGAUCAAGAAGAUUCAAGACAACGGGUGGGAGUUAGACAUAGGUAAAUGGCAAUCAGAAAUUUAUUUGUGAGUCCACUGUGCUGGUAAAAUGAACUAUUUUUCUACAAUAUUCCAUUCUCUCUUGAAAGAGUUAAUCUCAAAGUUCCAUAUAACUGAUUCUCUAUGGAGUCAGACUGUCUGAAAUUUACUGUAAAUAAGAAAUGGCAAAAAAUACUGGUAGAACCAAUUUUUUGGUUGAUUUUUCUCAAUUCUUUCUCAAAGGUUUCCUCACAUAAACUAGAAAAGGCAAAAUGAUAUGAAACAAGUUAUUACUGACAUGUUAAAUGUUUAUAUGAUGUAAUUUCAAAUACUGAAAAACUGACUUUUAAUGUUGGCAUCUUGAAGAAUAAGGGUGUAGAAGUUUACAGUUCUUAGUAGUGUGAAGGGAGAGGUGCAGACCCCUAGUCCUAUGGCAGCUUGGCAAUGUUAGUGUUGAAAGACUGCUUUUUAUUAGCACUUGUAUUAUGUUACCAAUCAUUGUUGCCAGAUCUGGAAUUCAUUGAGAUAUGAUGGAAGUUCAGUUCAUCAACAGGCGGUGGAUCAAUAGGUGGUGGCUGAGUGGUUAGCGUACUGGGCUCACAUUCAUCACGCCAUGGACAACGUCGGUUCGAAUCCCCAUGCUACCACCUAGGAUUUUUCAGUCACCACUGAGUGGCCUAAGACCUCUCACUUGCUGUCCAGAAGACCACCCACCAACCCGGACUCUAGAAGAAACUGUCCAGUGAAUCAAGAAUGAGUUCCGGAGGGCACCAUGAGCCAAGCAUAAGUGGUGUCACUAUAAAAGAAAAUUGCCUGUGCCACGAUGGGCUUGGGCUGACAAUCUGGCCCCUGAAGAAACUUAGCCUACCAGUGCUAUAGGCGGGGAUGGGAAAAAAAGAAGUAAUCCAGACUUUUCAUCUUAAUUUAUAGGAAUUCAUUUCAUCCCCACGAAAAUUUACAGAACUUUACUAAUAGAAUGAUAUGGUGGAGGGUACGAAGUUACACAAGCCUGUUUGCAGAUGAAACAAAGAUAAUGAGGAAAGUAGAAACCGGAAAAUUACAAACUGCUGCAGUAAGAUUGAUAGACGUUAUGAAUGGAGCAAGGUAUGGAAAAUUAAGGAGUGCAAAGAAAUGCAAAUUAUUGAUGAUGGGUAACAGUACUGAGAGGCUGCCACUGAACUAUUCAUUGUGAACUGAGCAAAUCACAAAUACAAGAGUGGAGAAGGACUUGGAAGUGUUGGUCCAGGAUAAUUUGUUACCAUAUGUAUAAGAUUGUUGGAAAGACCUUUGGGCUGCUGACAAACAUGGGAGGGCAUUUCACUACAUGGAUGAAGAUGUGAAAUUGAUAGCCUAUGGAUCUCAAAUAGAUAGCACAAUGCUAACUGAAGACUACUUCUCUGAUUUAAGUGUGUCACAAAGAAAUACAAUAAUAGUACCUACCCUCACAUAUGCAAGUGAGACAGGCCUGGAAUGAAAGUCAGAGGUCUAGAGUGCAGGCAGUGGAAAUGAGUUAUUGGAGGAGUGCUUGUGGUGUGAGUAGAAUGGAUGGAAUGAGUAAUGAAAGUGUGUACGAGCAUUUUGGAAUGUGUCACAGGGGUGAAGGGAAGAAGUGUGGAGUGGUGGAGAAGUGAAGCGACAGACUUUAAAGUGGUUUAGCCACAUGGAGCGAAUGGAGGAGAGUAAGAUGACCAGAAGGGUGUAUGUGAGUGAGAUAGAGGGAGGGAAUGCUAGAGGAUGAACGCCAGUGAAAUGGAGGGAUAGGGUGCAAGAGUACGUUAGGGAGAGGGGGGAAAGGUCUUUGAGAAACUUUGAACAGGCAAAGAGGAAGUGUCUGGAUAGAGAAAGUUGGAAGCUCUUCUGCCGUGGCCAUCCCCUGGUGGGAGCUCCUAGGAGCAAGCGUCGAUGAAAUGAAUGAAUGAAGUGUUUCACAAAGGCAUGCCACCAUACUGGAGUUUAAAUUCCAAACUGCACAUUGCCAACUGGAGAGUAAUUUCUCUGAGAUUAUUUCUGACAGUUGCUUAGUUAUAUUAACUUAGCCCAAUCUUCAACCUUUGUUUAGACUAUUUACAAUUUGAAGUAGUUUGUAGAAACAGGAAUAUUGCAUGUCUCAGAGAUCUAAAGAAGCGAUGUAACUCCUGGUUUUACAGGAGACAGUACUGCUUUACAGCAAGAUGCUGCUGGGACUAUGGAAUGAACAACUGGAGUACUUGAAGACACUAGACAGACAACAGUAUGGUCAGCCUUGCAUAUAAAACACCAAAUCAGUAACUUACUCUCAUCUCUUACUUGACAGCAUUGUGUUUCCAUGGUGUAAAUCUCAGCUCUGUAACUGAAACCGAUGGUUUUGUUGUUGUUAACAGUCCCAGGCUAUAUUAUCAUGGUCUGGAAAUUAUUUGAUCAUUUUUAUGUAAUGAAGGCAUUAUGUUUAUA